AUGCCGACAGUCACGGAAGAGCUGGUGGAUUUCCUUCACCAUGGCAAUUCGCAAAUCCGUCAAAUUGCUUGUGAGAACCUCGUCGGGUACUCUAUCGCUCAACCGAGCCUGUUCAAACGGCAUCAAUUACUUCCGAUCCGGGAUCUGAAGCUAUUGACUCGAGACUACACCCCGAUCGCCAAGAAUGUCUUGACGAUCCUAGUCAACCUCUCAGCCGAUGAGGAGAUCCUGAAGGUCCUCGCAGAGGAUGAUGAAUACAUCGAGACCCUUUUACUGAAACUGACGAACGUCAAGGAUCCAAAUGUCGAUGAAACGGCCAUGCUUCUGGCCAACCUCGUCAAGUCCGAUCACCUCCACAGAUUACAUACAUUGAAGCGUAGAGUGCCCGAGGGGGUGUCGACUUCGGAGAAUGCCAUUGAUCAGCUGAUGGACUGCUUCGUGAAGGGUGCAGAGGGGGGUCUCAAUAAGGACGCCAACUACGAUUACCUGUCCUACUUCUUCGCCGACCUGUCCCAAACCGAGCAGGGACGGGCCUAUUUCACCACACGUCAAGAGUAUGAUGGGGUCGUCCCCAUCACGAAGCUGACGGUGUUCACGGAACACAAGAGCGAGAUCCGUCGCAAGGGAGUCGCCUCCACGAUCAAGAAUGUGGCCUUUGACAUCCCCUCUCACCCCAUGUUGUUCGCCGAAAACGAGGCCAACCUUUUACCCUAUCUGCUCCUGCCUAUCGCUGGACCAGAGGAGUUCCCCGACGAUGAAAUGGCGUCGAUGCUACCAGACCUUCAGCUAUUACCGCCCGACAAGCAGCGUGAAAGCGAUCCCACCAUUCUGAUUACCCAUCUGGAGACAUUGCUGCUCCUGACAACCACUCCCGAAGGCCGGGCUCUCAUGCGGUCGGUGCAGGUGUACUCGUUUAUCAGAGAGUGUCACUUGAAUGUCGAGGAUGAAGGAGUACGGGAAGCGUGUGACCGACUCGUGCAGGUGUUGAUGCGAGAUGAGGAAGGGGAGGGAGCUCAGACCGAGGCCGGCCUGGCCCAGGCGCAAGCACAGAUCGAAGCCCCUGCCGAUGAAGAUGAGAAAGAAUCAUCUUCAUAUGGAGUCACUCCAGCGAACAGAGAACAAAAGAGUAUCAAUUCCACCAUCACGACGGCCGAUAUCCCGCUCCAGACGCGGAAGCUAUCUUGUCCCAACCUGAGGGGCGAGGAGCUUCCCGCCGAAUCGCACCAAGUGGAGGGGAACUGUGACCAUUGCCCGUCCAAUUCUACUUCCAGUCCACAUUCUGAUCGAGAUAUUGAUCCUGAAUUGUGUGAGAAUUGUGACAGGAGCGACAACAAUGGAAACUGCGACUCGGACCUUAAUCUUGACCUUGACCUGGAUCCCGACGUGAGCCCGCCCGCUUCCACGUCGCUCGCCCAGCGCCUCCGCGCCCUCAUGUCGCGCACCCCUCUGGUCCGGUCGUCGCCCGCCCUGGACUCAACGUCGUAUGGCACCAACGAAAUGUCCGUAGGGACGUGGGUGGAAGCAGAUCGCUGCAAACGAGUCUCGAGGCCGGCGCAGGUCCAUCGCGGGAUGCAGAACAUCGAUCCAAACCAAAACGCUCGCAUUCAUCGGGUCGAAGAAGCAGCGGCUGGCAUGGGGGCCGACUCAAAAUUCUCAUUCGCGACGGGACUAGCGGUGCCUGGGAAUUCCGUGAUGCAGGAUACCCCGGUCUCUUCCCCGUAUAUGACGAGUGACGAGGAAGACUUCCUGGAUGUGGAGGACACGGACUCGAAAUUCCCCGACGAGGAUCCUCCGGACAAUUCCCCCUAUGCCCAAGUUCGAGCAACGGUCCCAGCGACAGACGACACCACUCUGUCAAUCAACACCCCUCGAAUGUGGAUUCUCUCGUUGCUCUUUUCACUUACCGGCUCCGCUGCGAAUCUUUUCUUCUCUCUUCGCUAUCCGAGCGUGGCCAUCACCCCGAUUAUUGCUCUGGUUCUAGUCCACCCACUGGGCAAGUUCUGGGAUGUUAUCUUGAAAAGAACUGACGAUCCUCUUGAAGUGUUUGAGAAUGGAACCCUCGACCAUCGGGAAUCCCUAGCCGGCGAGAUUGAUCUCUCUAAUCACUCGUGGGUCUCCCGAGUUCGACUAUGGCUCGCCCAGGGCCGUUGGAAUGAGAAGGAACAUGCAUGUGUCUACAUCAGUAGCAAUGUCUCGUUCGGAUUCGCCUUUGCAACAGACGUGAUCGUCGAGCAACAUAAAUUUUAUAAUCAAGAAGUUCCAAUUAUGUAUCAGUUGCUGCUGAUCAUCUCGACCCAGGUCCUAGGCUAUGCCUUUGCGGGAUUGACCAGAAGGUUUCUAGUGCGGCCAUCCGCGAUGAUCUGGCCGGGAACUCUCAUGUCCACUGCCAUGUUUUCCACGAUGCACAAGUCCACCAACAAGAAGGCGAAUGGGUGGAGUAUCUCCCGCUACAAAUUCUUCAUUCUAGUCUGGGGUGGAGCCUUUCUUUGGUACUUUGUCCCGGGCUUACUGAUGCCUGCCCUGAGCUAUUUCAGUGUGAUCACUUGGUUUGCUCCCAAGAGCGUUGUGGUCUCCAAUCUGUUUGGUGUGGCCUCGGGUCUUGGAAUGUUUCCUGUAACGUUUGAUUGGGCUCAGAUCGCAUAUAUUGGAUCACCUUUACUUACGCCCUGGUGGGCUGCCGCGAAUAUAGUUACCGGACUGGUAGUCGUCAUCUGGAUCAUUGCCCCUAUCCUAUACUUUAAAAAUGUGCUAUUUUCGUCCUUUAUGCCUAUCCUCUCAGCGGCUGUGUUCGACAACGAGGGUCAUCCAUACAACGUGAGCCGAAUCCUAACUUCGGAUUUUAUGUUCGAUCAGAAGGCCUACGAGGACUAUUCACCAGUCUAUCUUCCUAUUACCUAUGUACUAUCAUAUGGAGUUCAAUUUGCGGCCCUUACAUCCCUCGUCACCCAUACUGUGUGUUGGUAUGGCAAGGAUAUUUGGCAGCAAACUCGCCGGGCAUUUGAGGAACGACGAGAUCUUCCAGACCUUGACACAUAUGAACCCCUGCAGAGUGAAAGUGGUCACCCGCAGACUCGCCGCAAUUAUGAUAUCCCUAGAGACUCACAGGAGCUCCCUCGAGAGGUGCCAUUAGGAAUGGAGGAUGUCCAUUGUCGCCUGAUGAGGCGAUACAAAGAUGCCCCACUCACAUGGUAUCUCCUUGUGCUUGUCACCAUGGUUGUCACUGCCAUAUAUACCGUGGAACACUACCCAGUCCACCUGCCUUGGUAUGGACUGCUUCUGGCACUGGGCGUAACGAGCGUGUUUUUCAUCCCGGUUGGUAUCAUCAUGGCCGUGACCAAUCAACACAGCAGUCUCUAUUUAAUCUGCCAGCUCCUUUGUGGCAUCGUCUUUCCCGGACGGCCCGUUGCGAACAUGAUCUUCGUGACCUACUCCUAUAUCAGCUCCGCGCAAGGCAUCAAGUUCUCCUCCGAUCUCAAGCUCGGCCAUUACAUGAAAAUCCCACCUCGCAUUCUGUUUAGCGUACAGAUGGUUGCUACGUUGGUCUCUAGUUUAACCCAGAUUGGCGUGUUGAAUUGGAUGUUCACCCACAUCCCCAAACUGUGCACUCCCCAGGCGCUGAAUGGAUUCAACUGUCCGAUUGCUCGAGUGCAUUUCAAUGGAAGUAUUCUCUGGGGUGUCGUGGGUCCGCAACGAUUCUUUGGCCCAGAUGGUCUGUACCGGCCCUUGGUGUGGGCAUUCUUGAUUGGCGCCGUGGCCCCGUUGGGCGCUUGGGCCCUUGGUCGACGAAGCAAUAAAAGCUUUUGGCGUAAGGUUAACUUCCCCAUACUGUUUGGCAGCCUCAGCUGGAUCCCCCCGGCUACAGGGCUGAACUUCUCCACCUGGGCAUUGGUAUGCUUCGUUUUUAAUUAUGUGAUCCGUCGCCGCAAGACGGCUUGGUGGGAGAAAUAUGCCAUGACCCUAUCGGCCGCCUUGGACUCAGGACUAGCUUUCGCCGUGGUGAUCGUGUUCUUUGCUCUCAUCUAUCCCGGUUGGGUCGCGGGAUUCCAAUGGUGGGGAACGGAGAUUUACAAGCAAGGCUGCGACUGGAUUGCCUGUCCCUACCGGCAUCUGGAACCAGGGCAGAAGUUCGGAACUUGA
Penicillium longicatenatum is the source of this 4137-nucleotide messenger RNA. Its product is annotated as Oligopeptide transporter OPT superfamily. Gene Ontology annotation, molecular function: oligopeptide transmembrane transporter activity. The record is from RefSeq and is a predicted model, not a curated record. The transcript is spliced from 14 exons. Bases 1 to 4137 code for a protein of 1378 amino acids. Gene Ontology annotation, biological process: transmembrane transport. Lineage: Eukaryota; Fungi; Ascomycota; Eurotiomycetes; Eurotiales; Aspergillaceae.